UUUACGGUCACAUUCCCCAAAUUUGUCUCUAAUUUUGGGGCGGGGGUCUUGUCGUUUCCCUGAGCGAGUGCCGUUGAUGUCUUGUUCUGUGAAGGAGGGUCCUCCAGUAAUCUGAAACCCAGAUUAUUUAGAACCUUGAGAAUCAGUUCUCGAAGCAUUCAGGGAGAUGGGUUCUUGAGUUCCUAGUUAUUUGACUGAGGUAGGAGAUCUUUUUCCUUUUGCAUUAUUUUUUUCGUUUCUUCCGAGUCUAGUUUCGUUUGGGUUCAAUCUCUGCUGCCAAAGAAAGAUCAGAUUGUGAUAGUUAGCUGAUAAAAUUACGGAAGGAGCGAAAAGAAAAUUGGGAGUGGUUGUUCCUGGUCUCAGGAUGAGGGAUUUCCCUUCCUGUUUCGGUGAGAAUGGAGUUCAAGUGGCGGAUUCAUCUUCAAGUACCAGUAAAGCUGCUCAGAAUCUAGUUACUUGCGUUUAUCAGGGUAGAUUGCGCGGAAGGUCUUGCUUGAUCACUAUCACAUGGAGCAAGAAUCUGAUGGGUCAAGGUCUUAGUGUUGUGAUCGACGACUCGACGAACCAUUGCCUCUGUAAAGUCGAUAUAAAACCAUGGCUGUUCUCCAAGAGAAAAGGGUGCAAGAGCUUGGAGGCUGAAUCGAGUAGAAUCGAUAUAUAUUGGGAUCUCUCCUCUGCUAAAUUUGGAUCAGGACCGGAGCCAUUAGAGGGGUUUUAUGUGGCUGUGGUUGUCGAUCGGGAGAUGGUUCUUCUUCUUGGGGAUUUGAGUAAAGAGGCAUACAAGAAGACCAACGCGGCUCCUGUUCUUUCCAAUGCCAUCUUCAUCGCCAAGAGAGAGCACAUUUGCGGGAAAAGGUUCUAUGGCACCAGGGCUCAGUUCUGUGACAACGGACAGAUCCACGAUGUCACAAUUGAGUGUGAUACUGGAGGCCUGAGUGAGCCAUCCCUUUUGAUCCGCAUAGGCAGUAAGACUGUGAUGCAGGUGAAGCGCCUCAUGUGGAAGUUCAGGGGCAACCAGACAAUCUUGGUGGACGGGCUACCCGUGGAAGUGUUCUGGGAUGUUCAUAACUGGCUAUUUGGAACAGCAAUUGGGAAUGCAGUUUUCAUGUUCCAGACGUGUCUCUCUGCUGAGAAGUUGUGGGCUAGUUUUACUCAUACCACCACUGAUCCUACUAUAUUGCCUUUGUCCUGCUCACAGAUAUUCAAAGAUUCCCAAAGACAAGGGCUUGGUUUCUCGCUGAUUUUGUAUGCUUGGAAGAAUGAGUAGAGCUGUAGAGGUGUAUUCUUCCUUGUUGAGUGCUAACAAAUACAUUUAGCUGAGUGAUGAUUUUCAUUAACGAUGUGUUUGAAUUACAUAAAAAUGUGAUUUAUGAGAGGCUCCAUUUGUUUCCUUAUUCACUGUUCAAACAGAAUAGAAAUGAUAUCAUUUUUUUAAAUUGAUCAUUCUAUGUUCUUAAAAACCAGCAUAAAUUACUGUGUCUUUGGUUGUCUAUUGAAAUUCCAUGUGGAGAAUGACCCUGCUAGAUGGAUUUGUGGUACACUCGUUGGUUCUGAUAUUGGUUUUCCUGUAUGCAUUGCAUCAUUUUGUCAGCUUUUCAUGCCCUUUGGGACCCAUUACAGUAAGUUUUCUUCCUCAUGUUAUUAUGAUACUUUUUGUGUAAGGGAAAGACCAUCUCUUCUGUUUUUGUUCGACGUAUGUGCAUGAUGAAGAACAGUUUACACUUGCUUGUGCGACCCAAAUGCAUGACAAAGAACAGUUUGUCACUCGCUUGUGCCUUGGGCUUAUGUGGAGGAGAUGCGGUGAGACUUUAUUCAGCCUUGUGAUCAUAUUUUCUAUGGCUUGGAGAAGAAGAGGUUGAACCUCUUGGAGACUUAAUAAAGGUGGCUGUUUAAGGGUUGUGGCUGGAACCCUGGAAUGCUAUUGAUCAAAUUUUGCUGGACGUUAGAACCAGUUUAGAGGACAGUAAAUAAAGCAAAAGGGCUGUUUUUCUGGGCUUUCUUAAGUAAGGACUUUGAGGGAUCAACUUUAGUUAUCAGAACUAGCUGCUCUUCUGGUUUGGGUAGUAAAAUAAUGUAUGGCUGGUGUGUACAAUUUCUGUACCUUAUUUGUUUAGUGUGUUAGCAUUCUAGUAUGUGCUCUAUGGUUCACUGAAGCAUCAUUUUUGGAUUGUACUCCAUGAACAAAAUUCUUUAUUUAUCAAAAAAUAGAAGUUAUGAUACAUGUGAUCAAGGAACAUAAUUAUUUAAAAUGAGGCCUAACCAUUGUAU
This is a messenger RNA of Telopea speciosissima, 2268 nucleotides long. RefSeq lists its product as uncharacterized. The record is from RefSeq and is a predicted model, not a curated record. Bases 365 to 1267 code for a protein of 300 amino acids. Lineage: Eukaryota; Viridiplantae; Streptophyta; Magnoliopsida; Proteales; Proteaceae. The transcript has a single exon.